Cryptosporidium ubiquitum is the source of this 2445-nucleotide messenger RNA. RefSeq lists its product as uncharacterized. NCBI's taxonomy places the organism in Eukaryota, Apicomplexa, Conoidasida, Eucoccidiorida, Cryptosporidiidae. Bases 1 to 2445 code for a protein of 814 amino acids. The record is from RefSeq and is a predicted model, not a curated record. The transcript has a single exon.
AUGAAUUUACAAGGACAAAAACGUGGUUUAUCUCAAAACAAGAUAAAUAACUAUCAUUAUUUAAAUGGGAAAAGAAAUACAACAGUAAGAUCAACAUCGACAUCAACAAUUAAUGCAGCAACAGAAGGUAUCAUGCCCAACAAAACAGUUAUAAAUAACAACUAUACUGUAGUUAGUGAGGUAAUGAAUCAGGAUGAUAAUUGUUUUAAGCCUUUAAGUAGUAUUUCAAAGUCGAUGGGAUUUUCUCCCUCCAUCCCAACAAAGAUAAAAUAUCACAUGGAAGAAGACGAAAAUAAUAAGUCAUCAUUGGGGUUAUUUCAACAAAUAUCAAACGCGAAUUUAAAUCGUUCUCAUAAUAUGCAUCUCAUAAAACAAAAUGAAGCAGCUUCUGGUGCGGUUAAUUUGACUUUGGGGAAUAGUUUGAACAAUAACUCAAAUAUUUCCAAUGAUUUUAAGGAAAAGACACAAUUAUCUGGAUUAAAUAUUAAUCAUUGUAAUAGCGGAAUAUCGUCUAAUAACAAUAAUGAUUCUAAAAAAAAGAGAUCACGAGUAAUUUACUGUCAUGUUUGUUGCCAAUAUAAACCAAGAUCAACCAGAGCUAGAUUUCAGGUAUGUCAGCAUAUUGCAUGCUAUGAUUGUGUCAGACUUGCAUUAAUGAUUCAACAAAGAUACAACGUAAAAGCUCAUUGUCCUUUUUGUCAAAUCGAAUUAGACUGGAAUAAGGUUAAGCCUUUUAUUGUCUUAUUUAAACCAAAACCUGAAGUUAAUAUUGUUGAUGAGGGGAGCAAGACAACAUUAGAUUCACAAGGAAUGAAUGUGGGAAGUUGUACCAAUAAUUCUCUUGGAGUUACUAAUAAUAAUAAUAAUAUACAAAAUUCUGUUAUUAACGUUGGAAAGCAUGAAUCAAAUAAUAAUAUCAAUUCUCAGAUAAUUUCAAAUGACUUAAUUGCUCAGGCUUUUGAAUGCAAUGGAGUCUCAAAGGAAAAAAUACUAAGGGGAUUCUUUUCAUGUUAUUUGCAAAAACAGAUGCAGAUAAGAAGUAGUGGGUGUAUUCUCCAAAAUAAUAAAAAUAAUAAUACUGGCAUUUCUCAAAAUAUGUAUGACUCUAAUGAAUUCCAAAAUGUAUGUACAAGCUUUUCAGGCAUUCUUGACCCAUAUAAACCCAGUUCAGUCUACUAUGGAGGAGAAAAUAAUAAUAAACAGUAUAUUUCCCUUCAGAAUUUUGCAGAUCAAAAUAAUCUAGUAUUUCCUAAUUUACCAAAUUCUUCGGAGUCAUCAUGUGGUGAAUUUUUGCCUGAUGUGGUGUUGGCGCCUAUUGGAGAAGCAUUACCAUUAGUCAAUUGCAUGCACCCGACGGUAACCGCCAAAAAAUUUAAUCCUUGCAUGUAUGGGGGCAGCUUUAGGCCAACAAUCUCUAACAAUGGUGGCAGUAAUAAUAUCACUGGCCAUAAUACAAAUAUAAGUAAUAUAAAUGUUCAUAUAGGUAAUAGCCAUAAUAAUAAUAACAGUAAUUGUAAUAGUAGUAGUAAUAGUAGUAUUAGUAGUAAUAGUAGUAAUAGCAGUAUCAGCAGUAUUGAAAGUAAUAUAAAUAACCACAACAACAAUAAUACAAUGAGGAACAGCAAAUUUAGCAUAAACAGUAUUGGAGGAGUCAAGGCAGUUGUUCAUGGAGUUAGCUGUAAUUGUUCAAGUUGUUUACAGCAGGGAGGGAGAACAGGAAUAGUAUCAUCAAUGGGUUUGAGAAUAAUUCCACCAGGAGGCAUAUUGAGUAAGAUAUAUGAUGAGAAUAAUCCUCGUGGAUUUGCAUGCGGUUUGUUUAAUCCAUCAAUUCCAACGGAUGGUGUGGUACUGAUGCAGCAAGGUAAGUCAAAUAAAAAUCAGCAUAUUCAUUUUGAACUUCAGAAACAAUUUAUAGCUGAUAAUUUGGAUAAUUACUCCAUAAAUAAUAUUGAUGGAGGUAUUAUUAGUAUUAAUAAUAACACUAAUAAUAAUAAUAAUAAUAAUAAUAAUAAUAUUAACAGUAAUAAUAGUACUGGCAAUAACAUCUGUACUGGUAUGAAUACUAGUAACAGUAAUAAUAAUCAAUAUGGCCAGCAAAAUAAUUAUAUUCAAAGCCAAAAUCAUACCCAGAUGUCAUGUUUGAUUUAUGGCCACAGUUGCGGUGGUUCAAGCACUAAUACAAGUAUCAACGUCGGAAAUCCUUUAUUAAAUUGUGAGGAUGCAAUUUCAAAUUCAAUAACAUCAUAUGGAGUAUAUAACGACGAAAAUAUUCGUUCAAGUACUGGAGUACCGGAAAUACUCGGAUUUUUUGAAACAAAUGAAGACAAACAGAUGCCUAGUUGGAUGAUUACAACUCCUUGUUUGAAUAUGAAGGAUAUAUUGAGUGAUUGGAGAAAUUCAACAUUAUUGAAGAGUCACUCUGAUAUGGUGAUAUGCUCUAUUUAG